AUGAUGGGAGAAUUGAGAGAGGGACUGAAACAGGACGAUAACAGACUAAGGGAUGAGGUGGGAGAAGUGAUGAGGGAGCAAGGGAGGAUGCUAUGGGAAGAGAUAGAAAAGAUGAGGGAGGGGAAUAGAAGGCGGGAAGAAGAAUGGAAGAAAGAAAAGGGGAAGUUGGAGGAAAGGGUAAAAGAGCUGGAGAGGAAAGUGGUGGAGAGAGAAGGAGAGAAAGGGGACGGGGAAAUGAAAGGAGAGAAGAAAGGUGAGGGAGGGGGUGGAUUAGAAGAGAGAGUGAAAUGGAUGGAGGGAAUGAUGGAAAGGAAGGAGAGAGAAAAUAGAAGAAGAAAUGUGGUAAUAAGGGGGCUGGAGGUUAAAGAGGGAAAGAGAAGAGAGGAAGUGGAAAAGAUAAUUCAGAAGAUAAAGACUGAAGUAGAAAUAGAGGAGAUGAGAAAGGUGGGGAGUGGAGGAGGAGGGGAGGGAGAAAUGGUGGUUGUAAAGUUAGCGAAGGAAGAACAAAAAUGGGAGGUCAUAAGGAAGAAAGGAGUUUAUGUGGAUAAAGAAAAUAUGGAAGAAAAAUUGAAGGAGCUAGAGGAAUGGACAGAAGGAGAGGGAGGAGGAGAGAGGACAAUUAUAGGAGGAGACUUCAAUGCAAGAACAGGAAGGGAAGGGGGAGGAGUGGAAGAAGGGGUGGAGGAAGGGUGGGAGGAAGAAGGAAGGAGAAGGAAGGACCGGGAGAUAAACAGGAAAGGUAGGAGGCAGCUGGGGAGAAAAGGGGGAAAGCUAGUGGCGACAUUUGUGGACCUGAGAGCAGCAUUUGAUUCGGUGGACAGAGGAGUUCUGUUAAGGGAAAUGAGAGGGAGAGAAGUAAGGGAGGGUUUAGUGGAAAGGGUGGAGGAGGUGUUAAGGGAAACGAAGAGCAGGGUGAAGGUGGGAGGAGAGGUAGGGGAGGCGUUUUGGACGGCGAGAGGGGUGAGACAGGGAUAUCCGCUAAGUCCGCUGCUGUUCAACAUCCUUCUGGCAGAUAUAGAGGAAGAAAUGGGAAGGAAUGGUAAGCAGGAUGCACAGGUGUGGGAUAGGAUAAGGAGGGCAGCAGCGGUAAUGGGGCAGGUAUGGGGAAUAGGGAAGAGAAGGUGGGGAGGGGAUUGGGGAAAACGGAUGUGGUUUGACAAAUUAGUAUGGACGGUUAUGGGAUACGGGGUAGAG
Vollenhovia emeryi is the source of this 1194-nucleotide messenger RNA. Its product is annotated as golgin subfamily A member 6-like protein 22. The annotation marks the transcript as partial. The record is from RefSeq and is a predicted model, not a curated record. The transcript has 4 exons. Lineage: Eukaryota; Metazoa; Arthropoda; Insecta; Hymenoptera; Formicidae.